CGCUUUUCUGCUUGAGUCGACACUUUGCACGACUUUUAGGUCCUGGCCUGCAUACCGACCCCCGAUUCCCUCCUGUGAGGUCGAGUCGCGCUUGACUUCAUAACUAGACCGAGCGCUCGCGCAACACUGCUUGCCCUUCCUGUCGUUCACCGCCCCAUAUAAUCCGCGAUGCCGUCUCCGAUGAUGGCGAGAUUCCUCACCUAUUUACUGGGGAUGAUCAUCCUCCUGUCCCCUCCGGCAUCUUGUAUUACGGCUUGGUGGACGGAGCUGAGCCCUCAUCUGGCGAUGCAAGAUCCGGAAACGGGCAAAAUUGUGUACAGUGCUUGCAACAGCAACUCCACGCCCAUUCUGCCCGUCGAUGGCCUCAACGUCUUCAGCCUCCAGAACAAACCUCGAAUCGGCACGUCCAUCGCCGCCGCAGGAUGGUACGAUGUGGGCGAGCAUACGACAAUGGCCUCCGUCUUUUACCAGGCCGAAGAUGGCGCUCUGGUUAACGGUUACUUCGUUUGCGAUUUUCAAACGGGCCAUUACAACACCUCAGGCGAGUAUAUCAUCUCCAAAACGGCCGGCGUCGAGUCCAUACACAACGAGACGGGGCUUGCGGUCGAGCUGCUGAGCUCCAAGGACGGGUACCGCCUGUUCUUCCACGACGAGGCCAAGACCGUCAAUCUCAUGUCGUACACGACGACAAUUGGCGAGUGGCAACUCCAGGGGACCAUCUCGCAGGACCCGGUUGGCGGAAUGGCACUGGCGUCGACACACUCUGGCCAGAUGAACAUAUCGGUCGUCUUCCCCAAAGAUGCGGAAAACCUCGAAGUCUCGAGACUCUUCAAAGACGAGACGUGGCGUCUAGCCACACUGCCUCGCCCCCUGGUCGGCAACGGAGUAAAUGCCAGUACCAACGCGUCCGACAUCAUACUCGAUUCGUCGUUCAAGCCAAACUUCACCCUGCCCGCAUUCUCGAACAACUUGACUAGCCUAGGCGCAAUGGUUGACCAGUCAUAUGUGCGCAGCAUCUUUUACCUGGGAACCGAUGCCAAGCUGCACCAGGUGUCGAAUAUCAACUGGCAGUGGACGUCGAUGCCGGACAAGAAUUCAGCGAUUUGGCCCGUGGCCGAUGUUGCCGGUGGACCCUUUGCGACAGCGAACAACGUUGAUACAAACGAGGCGUGGAUAUGGUAUCGAUCAAACGGCAGUUUGGUACAGUUAUACCACGGUAGCAAUGGCUUGUGGGCGCAGGCAACGAGGGUGCCCAGCUUCAAUGCGACCAAGCCGCUCGAUGAAGGGCCUAACGAGACCGCGCCACUGACGACUUCAACGACCGCAACAGGGAACCCGGUAGUGUUGUCAACCGGGGCCAAGACCGGCAUCGGCAUCGGCGUUUCGUUGGGAGUGAUCGCCCUAGCCGUCGUUGGGAUCUUAUUCCUCAGGAGAAGAAGACGACAGCAAGAGGCGGUAGCUGAGGCGGCCCGUCUCAAAGAAGCGGAAGCCAUGGCCCAGAUGGCUCCCUUCGGCAACCUGACGUGGGGCCCGGAGUCGCCAACGGAAAAGCACGGGACAGAGUUGGUUGAAGCGGACGCGGUGGACACGACAGCGCCACAAGAGCUGGCGAAUGCAGGCGAAAGGUACGAGCUUGUGGGUGAAGGGCACUGGAGAGAAAUGGACGCGACAGGGCAGAACGGGGCCAGGAGGAGUAUCGGGGGGUGGAGAGAGGCUCAGGCUCAGGAAGCACAAGAGCUGCAAGGCGAGAAGAAGUGAGGCCGUGAGCCAGGCCCGGGUAGUGACUAAUGACCUUGACGACUAGAGACGAUAAUGCAGCGCCUUUUGCGGCCAUCAGCGGGCUUGCCGUUUUGAGUGAUGUAGAUAUAUAUCCUCUGCCAUCAGUAGGCUGCCAGGCCUCGGAAGCUCCAGGGACUCCCGUCUCAAGUGGGCGGCUCCGU
Molecule: messenger RNA, 1940 nt
Organism: Colletotrichum destructivum
Lineage: Eukaryota; Fungi; Ascomycota; Sordariomycetes; Glomerellales; Glomerellaceae
Exons: 3
Coding region: 169-1758 (529 amino acids)
Source: RefSeq, a predicted model, not a curated record